AUGAAGUAUUCAACAAUUGUGAGUAACGAAACUCAAAAGAAAAAGAAGAAGAAAAAGAAAUCAAACUCUUCAUCAUCAUCAUAUUGGACGUUCAAAUCUAUGGACAUUACAGAUGACCAAUCAUCAUCAUCAUCAUCAUCAUCAUCAUCGUCAUCGUCAUCGUCAACAACGUCCAACAAUAUGGACACUACAGAUGACCAAUCAACAACAACAACAACAACAACAACAACAAUAUCACCAGUACCAACAAACGACGAACUAAUUCAGAGCAUUAGAAAGUUGGCCAAUUUUAUUGGAAAUCAAACCACAACUUUUCUCAAUCUAAUAGCCACCAACAACAAGUGCUUUGAGUCAAAUGGAACACCUGUUCCAUUUGUUGUUAAGUUUUUUCAAACUCAAUGCAAGCUUACUGAAAAUCAACUAAAAGAAAAUCUCACCACUUUUAGAUUUGACAGAACGUCGAUUGAAUGGAUGAUAAGAUACUUUGCUCUUGGAGGAGACGCUAUUUUUUCAGCAAUGGGUAAACAUCCGGUACCUCGUAUUGACACCGUGGAGGAUCUAUCCAAUGAUUCAAUUUACUCAUUAUGCUUUUUCAUGAAACAUGUUGCUCCAUUUUUGGAAAAAGAGAUGCAAAAGAGACCCAAAAUGCUUCAAAUGCUUCAAAAGUUGAGACAGUUCCGUUGUAACAACUCAAAAAACUGGGUUAAUGUGAUCGUGAUCAACAUUAAAAAUAAUAUCAUGGUUUCAACUUAUAACCAUUUAAAACAGUUGUUAAACACCUACAAGGAUAGGAAGAUAAAGGAUCUUGGAAAGAACCAAGAAGAAAUUAAAAAGGUUAAAAAGUUGGUUCGUGAUACUAUUUAUAAUUUUUCUAAUACGAGAUUAAAAAGAGCUGAGAAAGACCAACAACCAGUUCAAGAAGAAGGUGAAGAAGAUGAAGAAGGUGAAGAAGAUGAAGAAGGUGAAGAAGAAGAAGAUGAAGAAAAGAAAGCAGACCGUGUUGUCACAUAUGAUCUAUCAGAUGGUGUCUACAAAACCAUAGAAAUCCUUGGUGGUUAUAACCAACAAGUUAUUGAUGAGUAUAACAACUUAUCAGAUGACAAGAAGAAGAAAAAGGAAGCAAAAUAUGACAAUCGGGUGAGCAGAAGAAAAAAUAUUAUCAAAAAGAAAAAGGAAGAUGCUCACAAAAGAAGGGAAGCUAUCAUAAAGGAAAGAAGAGAAGCUUCUAUCAAGUUGCAAAAGUCCCCAAAUACAUCUUUGACAGUUGAUGAUUUGACAAACUCACCAUCUUCAUCACCCAACACAUCUUCACCACGCAACCCAAAAGGUAAAUUCAAUCAAAGAAUGAAACAUGACAGCAUUCGAAUCCGCGAGUUGGAUGAACUGAAGAAGAUCACAAUAGAGGCAGAAAAAAGAAAUGCUGAUCUCCAACAGAUUAGCGAUACCCGAACACCAACCGUGUUUAUUCCCGGGCUCAUCAAUAUUUCAUCCAUUAUACCAUCUCUUGGAUUUGAUAUCCAAUUCAUGUUUACAAGAGAACAUGCUAAAAACCUUUUGAAAUGUUUGGGUUUAAAAAAGGCCAAUGUCGAAAAAGAUCACGAGGGUAACCCAAGCUAUGCCAUCGCCACUCUCUUCCCAGGCUUGUACAAAUACGAUCCAAGGCUUUUCACAAACACCAAGAGGGUGUAUCUUCCGGCCACCCCUCCCACUGAUGUUGAAAAACAAAAGGAUGAGGAAAGGAGGAAAACAAACAAUGACAAUAGAUUUGCAAGCGCAUUAAAGAAAUAUAAAGGUAAUGAAGAUGUGGCAAGGGUAGCUGCUACUUUGCAAACUGGAGAAAAGGCAAAGAAUGCAAUUGAACAACACAACAAAUUGCAUGGUUUUAAAAAAGGAUCUCAUGAUAAAAAUCGAGCACUUCUUGCAAAAGGCACAAUAACUUUUUCGAAAGAAGAAAUGUUUCAAGAGAUAGUAAACAAAGGAGUAAAGUAUGAAAAUACCUCAACUACCACUACACCAUCUACUUCUUCAUCUUCAUCAUCUUUACCAUAUGUCACACAAGUUGCAAUGGAGAAAGAAUUUGCUGGAAAGUCUUUGAAGGAUGUCAUUGCCAUUGGUAUCGAUCCCAACACGUGCUCAAUUACUGUCGUUAACAAUCACGAUGACAAGGUUCUGGACAUGAGAAUGGAUACUCUUAUGGUUAAAAGAAACACCAAGUUUCUUUUAGAGAAAAUCUCUUGUCAUAUGGGAAAGGCCAUCAAAAGUUUUGAAUCCUGUUUACCAUCUCUCAAGUUCAAUGUCCUUAACCCUCAAACAUUCCAAUCUAGGCUGGACUAUUAUGAAAAGUAUUGUGAUUAUUUCGAUAUCUAUUUCGAAGCCAUCAAUGAUCCAAUCGUACUAUCUUGGAAGAGGAACUUUGCUUUCAAAAAGCAAAAGUUGAACAAAGAGUUUUACCAACAAUUUGACAACUACAUUCUUGAUCUCUUUAAAGAUCAUUUCCCAACCAAGUAUUCAAGUAUGAACGAUUCUGAAAGGAAUCAGUACAUUCAAGACAAUACAAUCAUAUUUUUUGGAAAUGCCAAAUUUGGACACAACACUCGUGGCAAGGUAACAACAUUUGCAGCCAAGACUGUUGCCAACAAGUUAAAGUCCAAACAAUAUUCCGUUGUCUAUAUUAAUGAAUACAACACGUCAAGACUUGGUAAAGAAAAGGAUGGAGGCCAACCGACCAAUGUCCAACAGUGCUCACCUAUCAGCGAAGCAUGUCAAUCCGCUGCUAAAGGUAAUAGUUUCCUUCGAUGCAGUGACCACCGGCAUCGUUUAGCACUCGUCAAGCAAGACACCCAUUCAAAAGAAUACAAAGAGUCGUUGGGGUUCCUCAAAUCCAUCGAUGAUUUGGACAAGAAACUCCAAUCACACAAUCUUUUGAAUGUGGCAGGUCAAUGUCGAACAAGGAAGGUGACACCGUCAGAUGUUGCCGGUUCGGAGACUGAAUCGCGUCAGGACUCUCAAAAAGUUGCCUCGACCCAAUCGUCUUCGUCAUCAACAAAAAAGUUCGACUAUCGACACGGACAGAAUAAAUAUGGUCCAGAGAUUAGAAAAUUUGGAAAAAUGGUCACCGUCCGUCAAGAUAUGGAAAGACAAAUUAAUUGCCAGGGUAAAAACCGAGGCAUCAACACAAUUUGGGCUCUCAAAGUAGUGUUUGAGUACAUGCAUACAACAACAACAUAA
Molecule: messenger RNA, 3228 nt
Organism: Cavenderia fasciculata
Lineage: Eukaryota; Evosea; Eumycetozoa; Acytosteliales; Cavenderiaceae
Exons: 13
Coding region: 1-3228 (1075 amino acids)
Source: RefSeq, a predicted model, not a curated record